Messenger RNA from Hyaena hyaena (striped hyena), 8615 nucleotides. It is a transcript of the gene MTCL2, whose product is annotated as suppressor of glucose, autophagy associated 1. The record is from RefSeq and is a predicted model, not a curated record. NCBI's taxonomy places the organism in Eukaryota, Metazoa, Chordata, Mammalia, Carnivora, Hyaenidae. The transcript is spliced from 15 exons. Bases 24 to 4991 code for a protein of 1655 amino acids. Gene Ontology annotation, biological process: insulin receptor signaling pathway; regulation of autophagy.
CGCUGAGGCCAAGGGAGGCCGCGAUGGAGGUGCCGGCGGGGGAGCCCCCGGCCCGGGGCUGCGGUCCCCCGCCCGCGCCCGCCCCGGAGAGGAAGAAGAGCCACCGCGCGCCGUCGCCGGCCCGGCCCAAGGACGUGGCCGGCUGGUCUCUGGCCAAGGGCCGCCGAGGCCCAGGCCCGGGCGCCGCAGCCGCCUGCAGCGCCGCGUCCUCCGCGCGGCCCGACAAGAAGGGGCGCGCAGUGGCGCCCGGGGCGCGGAGCGCGGGGACGCGAGUGGCCGGGGUCCGCACCGGGGUUCGCGCCAAGGGCCGCCCGCGCCCGGGCACCGGGCCGCGACCGCCGCCCCCGCCGCCCAGCCUCACCGACAGCAGCUCGGAGGUGUCGGACUGCGCGUCGGAGGAGGCGCGCUUGCUGGGCCUGGAGCUGGCGCUGAGCAGCGACGCCGAGUCGGCGGCCGGGGGCCCGGCGGGGGCCCGCACCGGGCAGCAGCCCCAGUCCGCGCCGCCAGCACAGCAGCCGCCGCGGCCGCCCGCCUCCCCCGAUGAGCCGUCGGUGGCCGCGUCGUCGGUGGGCAGCAGCCGCCUGCCCCUCAGUGCCUCGCUCGCCUUCUCCGACCUCACCGAGGAGAUGCUGGACUGUGGGCCCGGCGGCUUCGUGCGGGAGCUGGAGGAGCUGCGCUCGGAGAACGACUAUCUCAAGGAUGAGAUCGAGGAGCUGCGCGCAGAGAUGCUGGAGAUGCGGGAUGUCUACAUGGAGGAGGACGUGUACCAGUUGCAGGAGCUCCGGCAGCAGCUGGACCAGGCCAGCAAGACCUGCCGCAUCCUGCAGUACCGGCUGCGCAAGGCUGAGCGCCGCAGCCUCCGUGCCGCCCAGACCGGCCAGGUGGACGGAGAGCUCAUCCGCGGGCUGGAGCAGGACGUCAAGGUCUCUAAGGACAUCUCCGUGCGGCUGCAUAAGGAGCUGGAGACGGUGGAGAAGAAACGGGCACGGCUGGAGGAGGAGAACGAGGAACUUCGGCAGCGGCUCAUCGAGACUGAGCUGGCCAAGCAGGUGCUGCAGACGGAGCUGGAACGGCCGAGAGAGCAUUCCUUGAAGAAAAGAGGAACUCGCUCCCUGGGGAAGACAGACAAGAAGCCUUCUGUGCAGGAGGACAGCGCGGACCUGAAGUGCCAGCUGCACUUUGCAAAGGAGGAGUCAGCCCUCAUGUGCAAGAAGCUCACCAAGCUGGCCAAGGAGAACGACAGCAUGAAAGAGGAGCUGCUCAAAUACCGCUCGCUCUACGGCGACCUGGACAGUGCCCUGUCUGCCGAGGAGCUGGCCGACGCGCCCCACUCGCGGGAGACCGAGCUCAAGGUGCACCUGAAGCUGGUGGAGGAGGAAGCCAACCUGCUGAGCCGCCGCAUUGUGGAACUGGAGGUGGAAAACCGAGGCCUGCGGGCGGAGAUGGAUGACAUGAAGGACCACGGAGGCGGCUGCGGAGGCUCGGAGGCGCGCCUGGCCUUCUCGGCGCUGGGCGGCAGCGAGUGCGGAGAAAGCCUGGCGGAGCUGCGGCGACACUUGCAGUUUGUGGAGGAGGAGGCGGAGCUGCUCCGGCGCUCCUCCGCCGAGCUGGAGGACCAGAACAAGCUGCUGCUGGCCGAGCUGGCCAAGUACCGCUCAGAGCACGAGCUGGAUGUGACGCUGUCGGAGGACAGCUGCUCCGUGCUCAGUGAGCCUUCGCAGGAGGAGCUGGCGGCUGCCAAACUGCAGAUCGGCGAGCUCAGCGGCAAGGUCAAGAAGCUGCAGUAUGAGAACCGGGUGCUGCUCUCCAACCUCCAGCGCUGUGACCUUGCCUCCUGCCAGAGCACGCGGCCGAUGCUGGAGACAGACGCCGAGGCCGGGGACUCUGCCCAAUGUGUGCCCGCCGCUCUUGGCGAGGCCCACAGUCCUCACACUGCCCGACUCUGCAGAGCCAGGGAGGCCGAGGCGCUGCCCGGGCUGAGGGAGCAGGCCGCCCUGGUCAGCAAGGCCAUCGAUGUCCUGGUGGCCGAUGCCAAUGGCUUCUCGGCUGGCCUCCGCCUGUACCUGGACAACGAGUGCGCUGACUUUCGGCUGCAUGAGGCCCCCGACAACAGCGAGGGUCCCAGGGACAUGAAGCUCAUCCACGCCAUCCUGGUGCGGCUGACCAUGCUCCAGCAGGAACUCAAUGCCUUCACCCGGAAGGCGGACACCGUCCUCGGGAGCUCUGCUAAGGAGCAGCCGGAGCCCUUCUCGUCGCUGCCUGCCCUGGGCUCCCAGGGGCCCUCCAAGGAGAUUCUUUUGGCCAAAGACCUUGGCUCAGACUUCCAGCCGCCUGACUUCAGGGACCCGCCAGAGUGGGAGCCCAGGAUGCGAGAGCCCUUCCGCAGUGGUGACUUGGACUCCAAGCCCGACCCCAGCCGGAGCUUCAGGCCUUAUCGAGCUGAAGACAAUGAAUCCUACGCCUCUGAGAUCAGGGAGCUGCAGCUGGUGCUGGCUGAGGCCCAUGACAGCCUCCGGGGCCUGCAAGAGCAGCUUUCCCAGGAGCGGCAGCUACGGAAGGAGGAGGCCGACAACUUCAACCAGAAAGUGGUCCAGCUGAAGGAGGACCAGCAGAGGGCGCUCCUGAGGCGGGAGUUUGAGCUGCAGAGUCUGAGCCUCCAGCGGAGACUGGAGCAGAAAUUCUGGAGCCAGGAGAAGAACAUGCUGGUGCAAGAGUCCCAGCAAUUCAAGCACAACUUUCUGCUGCUCUUCAUGAAGCUCAGAUGGUUCCUCAAGCGUUGGCGGCAGGGCAAGAUUUUGCCCAGUGAGGGGGAUGACUUCCUUGAGGUAAAUAGCAUGAAGGAGCUAUAUCUGCUAAUGGAGGAAGAGGAAAUCAAUGCCCAGCAUUCAGAUAACAAGACCUGUACAGGGGACAGCUGGACCCAAAACACGCCCAAUGAGUACAUCAAGACACUGGCUGACAUGAAGGUGACGCUGAAGGAGCUGUGCUGGCUGCUUCGGGAUGAACGCCGUGGUCUGACUGAACUUCAGCAACAGUUUGCCAAGGCCAAGGCCACCUGGGAGACAGAGCGGGCAGAGUUGAAGAGCCAUACUGCCCAGAUGGAGCUGAAGGCCGGCAAGGGGGCUGGGGAGCGGGCGGGGCCCGACUGGAAGGCCGCCCUGCAGAGGGAGCGCGAAGAGCAACAGCACCUGCUGGCUGAGUCCUACGGUGCUGUCAUGGAGCUGACGAGGCAGCUGCAGAUCAGCGAGCGCAACUGGAGCCAGGAGAAGCUGCAGCUGGUGGAGCGGCUUCAGGGUGAGAAGCAGCAGGUGGAGCAGCAGGUAAAGGAGCUGCAGAACCGCCUGAGCCAGCUGCAGAAGGCUGCUGACCCUUGGGUCCUGAAGCACUCAGACCUGGAGAAGCAGGACAACAGCUGGAAAGAGACGCGGAGCGAGAAGAUCCUCGACAAGGAGGGGGUUUCUGAAGCUGAGCUUGGGGGAGCUGCCUUAAAAAGGACCAAAUCUGUUUCGUCCAUGUCUGAGUUUGAAAAUUUGCUUGACUGUUCCCCCUAUCUUGCCGGUGAAGCUGCGCGGGGCAAGAAGCUGCCCAAUAACCCUGCCUUUGCCUUUGUGGGCACCCAGCCGGAGGACCCAGAGAAGGAUGCCCAGGAACAUCCCUCAUCACGGGACUGCAACCGCCUGGGCGCCCUGGGCUGCCAGGAGCCGGCAGGGAGGCAGAUGCAGCGAAGCUACACGGCUCCCGACAAGACGGGCAUCCGCGUGUACUACAGUCCCCCGGUGGCCCGGCGCCUGGGUGUCCCUGUGGUCCACGACAGGGAGGGCAAGAUCAUCAUCGAGCCUGGCUUCCUCUUCACCACUGCCAAGCCCAAAGAAUCAGCUGAAGCUGACGGGCUGGCUGAGAGCUCCUACAGCCGGUGGCUCUGCAACUUCUCACGGCAGCGCUUGGACGCAGGCUCUGGGAGCAGCCCCUCCACAGCAGGGCCUGGCUUCCCGGCGGCCCUGCACGACUUUGAGAUGGCUGGCAACAUGAGCGACGACAUGAAGGAGAUCACCAACUGCGUGCGCCAGGCCAUGCGCUCGGGCUCGCUGGAGAGGAAAGUGAAGAGCACGUCCAGCCAGACGGUGGGCCUGGCUACUGUGGGCACGCAGACCAUCCGCACAGUGAGUGUGGGCCUGCAGACAGACCCACCCCGCAGCAGCCUCCAUGGCAAGAGCUGGUCACCCCGCAGCUCGUCACUCAUGUCCGUGCGCAGCAAGCAGAUCUCCUCCUCCCUGGACAAGGUGCACUCGCGUAUUGAGCGGCCGUGCUGCUCGCCCAAGUAUGGCUCGCCAAAGCUCCAGAGGCGGUCCGUGUCCAAGCUGGACAGCGCCAAGGACCGCAGCCUGUGGAACCUGCACCAGGGCAAGCAGAAUGGCUCCGCCUGGGCCCGCUCCACCACCACGCGGGACAGCCCUGUACUGAGGAACAUCAACGAUGGACUGUCCAGCCUCUUCAGUGUGGUGGAGCACUCGGGGAGCACGGAGUCUGUCUGGAAACUGGGCAUGUCUGAGGCUCGGGCCAAGCCCGAGCCGCCAAAGUACGGCAUCGUUCAGGAGUUCUUCCGCAACGUGUGUGGGCGGGCACCAAGCCCCACCUCGGUGGCAGGGGAGGAGAGCACCAAGAAACCGGAGCCCCUCUCCCCAGCCAGCUACCAUCAGCCAGAGGGCAUGGCCAGGAUCCUGAACAAGAAGGCAGCCAAGUCAGGCAGCAGUGAGGAUGCCAGACUCUCGAUUCUCCCCCAGGUGGGGAAGGACGGUGUGCCCCGGGAUGGAGAUGGAGCCACAGUCCUUCCCAAUGAGGAUGCUGUUUGUGACUGUAGUACUCAGUCCCUCACCUCCUGCUUUGCCCGGGCAUCCCGUUCGGCCAUCCGGCACUCUCCUUCCAAGUGCAGGCUGCAUCCUUCAGAGUCCGGCUGGGGUGGGGAGGAGAGGGCAGCUCCCCCCAGCGAGUGACAGAGCAGCCGUGCUCCCCACCUCAACCAGCCCAGUCCCUGGACAGCCGAAGGGAACAAACGGAGAAGAGACGCCACGAGGGGCCUGUGCCGUCGGCAUUGCCUCACCCUGAAGGGACAGCAGCUGCCCCACUGCCAGACGACAGCAUCCCUAUCCAGGUAAAGCGGGGUCUCCCGCUGACUGCUGGGUGGUGAUCUCUGACUUCCCAGGGGAAGCCAGUGAGCGGAAGAAAGACCACAACUAGGCUUUGGAAGUAGCUCCAGAGAGAUCCUUUGGGAGCCCAUCCACUGGGAGAGCCUUGCCUGGUUCUGCCCACACCCACUUCUCGUAAGAGCCAAGGAAAGGAUACACUACUGGCCAUGCUCCUCAGGGACAAGAGCUCACAGAGAUGUUCCCUGCCAACCACGUCCUCCUUCACGGGGAGGAAACACCGAUGAGAAGAACAGCCUUUGCUGUAGGACUCAACGUGGAGUUCCUGGUGGAGCUGAGGUGGGCAUCAUCCCCAUCCCUUCCUUCUCCCCACAUUUUCCUCCUCCCAGCUCCACUCUCUGGAUUGCUGUGGCUCUAGGGGGCAUGAUAGGGCAUAGCCAGGGCCAGGUAUCUGCUUGGAAUCCUGGAGCCCUGGAUCUCCCUGUGCAGAGCCUGGAUGCAGCAAGGACUGGAAGAUGAGGUAGAAAUGUGUGGGGCUUAGCGCUGGGUAGCCACGGGACCUGCCUCCCUGGUCAAGAUGGCUCGGGGGGCACCAGCCUUCCCAGGAAACACCUUGAAGACAGAAAUAGGUAGAGUCAGUUUCAAGACCUGGUGCACAGAUGAAUGCCUAAAUGCCCACCACCUUGAUGGCUGGGGGCCUCUCUCCCUGGCACUGGAGGAGCGACACAUCUCCUCUGUGUUUACAUCCUGUGGCUGGUGGAGGGCAAACAUAUUCCCAAUAAGAGACUCCCAACUGGCCACGCCAGGCCCAGGAGCACUCCAAGAGGCCAGUGCCCCCGGACACAGUAGCGGACUGGGGCCUGGAAACACAUUUCCUCGGUUGUUUAUUUGAAGUUUUCUUACUAUAAAUAUUUAAGGUAGUUUUACUUUAUUUUAAUAAUUUAAUUUACCCCAAAGUCCCUAAGGUAAUUUAUUGGAGGUUCAGACAUGUAUUCUUGCCACUGGGACAAAGUGAGGCUUCUAACACGAUGGACAGGCAUGGGGUCCCCCAUGUACAUGAGGCAGCUUGGCAGCUGAGCUCUGUGGUCUCUUGGUCAAGUUUGGAGGGCCCCCUGGUAGAACUGGAGCCCUGCAGCUUGCUCCCCAAUACCGCUGACCAUCUGGCCUCUGAGCACUGCUUUUCACUCACUGCUAGGUACUUGGCUGGCCCCCAGCAGUCAGUCUGUAAACGCUCGCUGACAGGGUGGAGGGCUGGGCCGCCGUCCCCACUUUCCAAACAUUCUCCAUCUGCCCUCUCAUUUUCCUCCCUCGGAAACCUUUUUUUAUGAGUCAAACACAAAUUCCUAACUGUCAAGAGCAUGGAUAUCUCUCCAAGUUCCCCAAGUGAGAACUCACAGGAAAACAGGACUGAACUUCGAGAAUGUUGUUUAUUGCAGCUUUGCACAUGGACCCGAGAGUGCCAGCCUGCCUCAGCUCUCACCACCUGCCAGCCUUCUCACCAGCCUCUUUCCUUAGCCUUAUGGCCUCUCCUGGCCCCUGUUCCAGCCCCAGCUCCACUGCCCACCCUUGCCCACGUCCCACGUGAGCUGCCUGAGCCAUCGGACAGACUACCAUGUAGCUCAUUGCGAUGUGGCGGGAAAGGCCUCAGCUGGCCUCCCCCUUGGUGCCAGUAAACCCAUUUCGGUUUGCACACAUGCCCGCACACACACACAGAUGCGUGGACCUCCUGCAACUGGCUGGGGGCCCAGAGUGGAAAUACCAGAGUAAAGCCACUUGUCUGUGGAAAGGAAGACCAAAAGCCAGCAGCUUUGCUUGUUUGCCCCCAGGACUCAGGAGACCCCUCUGCACUCCCACCUGCUCCCGAUCCUGCCCUUUCAGGGUCACCUGGACAAGUCACCAAAGUCCUUCAUAUCCAUUCCCAAUGGGCAUAAUGUGAGGGUCCUGUCGGUCUGACCAGGCGCUUCCUCAUGCCAUAAUGACUUGCAUGGGCAGAGUGGGCAGGCCAGUGGAGCCAAGGACCUGUCCUUUUUGGGAUGCCACUGCUCCCACCCAAAAGGUCAGGGGGCCCCUCCAAGGUUAUGUCCGGGUGAGGGGAUUCAGAUUCACACCAGGCCACACACCACCAGAGGCCUUCCGCCACCUCCCCAAGCCAUGGAGGGUCAGGGAGGCAGCACUCCCAGCCUUGGGGAGAAAUCCUCACGAGACCUGAGUCCUGAGGCCUACGGACCACUCAGCCUUACCAUCGUCCUCGUCCAAGAUUGUCCUUGCCAUCUCUUGUCUCAGCACCUAGCUGCCCAUCCUCCCAGCUGGUGUCAGAGGCUCCAGAUCUUGGUUUUCAGUAAAGUCCCAGUUUCUACUUCCUGCAUGCCACUGUGCAAGGUCACUCAUCACUGUUCCUACAGAAGCCUCUGGACAUGGGGCUUGAUGGGGUUCAAAAUGUUAUGUGUAAAUAUUGGUUUGGUUUGAUUUUUAGCAUUUUGAUUAGUAACUGGUUGUGUUUUCUUUUCUGGGGUGUGGGGGGUUGGUUUGUAAAAUCUCUACUCUUUUGGAAUGUAAUUUCUAAGUUUGUUUGUUUCUUCAAAUGCCUUUUAAGUCUUGGUAACAUUCCCAAAGCAGAAAACUGCCUGACCCACAGUGGGGAUUCCCCUGGAGCACCCAGGAAGGAACACUGCCCUUCUUCCCAUUUCCCCCCUUCCUACUCCUCCUCUGCUAUUUUACUCUCAGCACUUUCUUCCUCUUCCUUCUCCCUGACUCCUUCUAUCCUUCUUCCUUUUCUGCCAUCUCCACUCUAUUCCACCAAAGUCCCAAGGAACCCAGGGGUCCUAAUUUCCUACAGACCACUAGGCUUAUUGUGUUGGCACCAGUUGGUUGGAGAGGAGGGGGGACAUGGGGAACCAGUUGCCCUGAUUGGCCCUAAACUGGAUGUCUUUUAUGUCUGACCUCUUCCCAAAGUCAAACAAGAUCCUCCUGGUGGCAGUGAUGUCUGUGUUUGAAAUGAAAAUCAGACCAUGUUGGCACAUCAGUGGCUCUGAAACCUUGCAUGCACAAAGCAUCUGUGUCCAAUUCCUUGUCUCCCUCUUUUCCUCCCACUUUGAUCCCCACCAAAGACUGACCAAUUUAAAACCACCUCCAAGAGGUCUUGCUUUCUAUGAACUCAAAAUGGGCCCCAUCUCUUGGUCUUCCCAGGGACAUUCCUCUCCCAGCUGCUCUCCCAGCUGACAAAGUCAAGGGCCCAAAGACUUGACCCUCUUACACGCUGCCCACCGUAUGGUUCCAUCAUACCCACCGCUGUGCACCUUUCAUGGUUACAUCACCCAGCCUGUUGUCCACUUGCCCACCCAACUUUCAGGCUCUUCCUCCCUCUCCCCUUCCCCUCCCAUCCAGAAUGUCCCUCACUUUCCAGCCCCAUCAGCGCCCCCCCCCCCCCGGCCCCAAGGUCCCACUACCUCUUCAUUCAUAAUAAUCAUUAUCCCA